This is a messenger RNA of Drosophila eugracilis, 810 nucleotides long. RefSeq lists its product as uncharacterized. The coding region runs from base 51 to 737 and encodes 228 amino acids. The transcript has a single exon. The record is from RefSeq and is a predicted model, not a curated record. Lineage: Eukaryota; Metazoa; Arthropoda; Insecta; Diptera; Drosophilidae.
CUUAAAAUAGUUAUCUAAAUUUUUCGUAUGAUUUUAAAAUAUUAUUUGCCAUGGCAAGCUUUCACAUUCAACUGCUGUCUGACAAAAAUGUUGUUCUCGUGGCGGCUCCUGGUCACGAAUCUGAGAUCUUUCUGCCUCAUGUCUGCAACAAUUGCAUUGUGCUGAGAAAUGUUAUACAAAAUCGUAGGCCAAAUUGGGAACUGGAAGGUAACGAGGAGUCAAGCCAGGGUCAAGAUCAAGGCCGGAUCAUUCAGCGUCCAUAUAUUAAGCAGCGAGCGACAACGGCAACGGCUGGUCUAGCGCCCUGGACCCCGUCUAUCAAUGGAGGUUCUUUCACCAGUCCCGCAGAUGAUGGUCCCAAAUGCCAACAAUUUUCUCUCAAACUAAUCUCUAAUGUCAAUGUGGUGCUGGUGGAAUGUGAGGUCCUCGAAUCGGAGAUAUUUUUGCCACAAAUUUGCGGUCACUACAUAGCCAUGAAACGUGUCACUGCCGCGGAACUGCUGCAGGGUUCUUGUCUAAGUUCUAGACCCCAAAUCCUAGCAAUCCAACCAGCCAAGGAUGACUGUCAACGGUUUCAUCCUGCUCCAACUUCGAAGGCCAUGGCUAAAAAUUUGCCAGUGAAAGUGUCAAACAGUGCAAAGACCAUGCCAAAGAAACGAAAGAACUUUCCUAAUCAGGCGAAAAGCACUCAUUUCGGAGCCGGAGAUCAGAGAAUGUCGAAAUUCCUAAGGCCAUAAAUGUUAAAGAUAUUAUUUUUUCAUUAUCUGUUGGUAUUUAAGUGUUAAAAUAAAUGGCAUGUGGUUUCUGUAA